This is a messenger RNA of Varroa destructor (honeybee mite), 2778 nucleotides long. Its product is annotated as mitotic spindle assembly checkpoint protein MAD2A-like. The record is from RefSeq and is a predicted model, not a curated record. Gene Ontology annotation, biological process: mitotic spindle assembly checkpoint signaling. Lineage: Eukaryota; Metazoa; Arthropoda; Arachnida; Mesostigmata; Varroidae. Gene Ontology annotation, cellular component: kinetochore; cytoplasm; nucleoplasm.
UUGUUUAUAAUCGUGUUGUUGAACUGCUCGAACUUCAAAUCGCACUAAGACCUACCAAGGCAGGAACUAUUGGUCACAGAAGUGCCAUACAACUUUAUGCCUGUCUAUUAAACACGUGGAUUUAUCUGAACGGUGGAUAUGCAAAACUUGUUUUAAAUUGUCAUUAACUAUCUCAAUGAACUAGUAUCGAUAAUCGUGACGCACUAGCUCGUUUAGGUCAGUAUUUUAUAAUACGAAUCAGAAUAAUCAACCGAAUCGCACGACCAUUCAGAGAAUCAGCAGGGUGAGAACGCCUUUGUCCUUAGUGCAACCAUUCCAAUCGAAACUACGUAAGGGACACUGCUGUUAGAAUUUUAAGCCUAACGUAAUUUCAAUAUGACCACAACGCAAGUGAACAAUGCUAUCACGCUUUCCGGUUCUUCUGAGAUGGUCGCAGAAUUCUUUGAAUUCAGCGUAAACAGUAUAUUGUACCAGCGCGGCGUUUACCCUCCCGAAAAAUUCUCUCGUGUGCAGAAAUACGGAAUGACAGUUCUUGUAACUGACGAUCAAGACCUACGAACAUAUCUGGAAGGCAUCACGAAACAGCUCAAAGAACUCCUCCUCAAAAAGCUCCUUGACAAAUUAGUGCUUGUGAUAGCAAAUUCUGAGCUUAAAACGCCUAUCGAACGAUGGGAGUUUAAUAUUCACGCGGAUCCAGACGUUGUCGAUGAUACUGUUAAGAAAGAAAAAAGUACACAGGUCAUUCAGGCUGAGAUCGCAUCGAUCAUUCGUCAGAUUGUUGCUUGCGUCACCUUCUUGCCCCAGCUGGGCGGCUCUCUGGCGUUCGAUCUCCUCGUAUAUACCAAGAAAGAUGCAACGGUCAAUGACACUCUAUGGGCAGAUUCACAACCAAUGUUGAUUGAGGGCGGUCAGACGGUAAAGAUUAAAAGCUUUUCAACCUCAAUCCAUUCAGUUGAUGCUGCUGUUGUGUACCUUUAAGGUUGAAGUGUGUUACAAUCGAUGUAAAACUAAAUGCAGCUUGUUUACCCGUUAGCAUUUUAAGUAUAUAGAAGAAUAAGAUAAUAAGGCCCUGAAAACGGCCACUUAUUCACGAAACGAGAAAUUCGAUUCACAAGCGAAACUUGUGAUAUGCUCAGGAAAUCCUGUAAUGCUGUUGAAUAUGAAAAUCCCUGAGUUACUAAUCUACUGUGAAACAAUAUACUUGCGUCUGUAAGAAAAGGCCGUUUAUCUCGUCAAUCUGUACAUGUAUCCAUGUAAUAAUGUAGAGAUACGAAAAUUCAUUUAUAGUUUAAAUAGAAAAAAUCAAAGCGAAAGAACUUUUAUGUAUUAGCGAUGCGCUUUAUUCAAGCAAUUACCUUCCUGCCCCCAUCCUAAUGGGCUUGCUUGAUGUUCUGGUUGGAUUGCUUUAUGUGUACCAUAUGUUAAUAAAGACGAUAAUAAUAUGAGAAACUAACGAUAAUUUCAUCUCUGCAAAAGUAAAUAAGGCUAUUAAUACGAGUCAAAUGUACUGCAAAAUUAGAUAGAUAUCACAUUGCUAAAUUGCACUUCACCAACAAGGAACCAAAGCCCAACUUUGCUCCAUAUUAGCCUUUGCCCAAGUAGAAUUAGCCGCAAUUCAACUACGGUAUCCAAAGUAAGUACAUGGAUAUGCUACGAAGUAUAAAACUAUAAAAUAUUUGACAGUACUAACAGAAAAAGGACAGGCGAUUUUUUAAAAUAGCCAGGGCAGUUUGCUACGCUGUGUUACCUUCAGCGGCAAGAGUUCUGGCUAAAAGUCUAGAAGACCAGAAGUCAGAGAUGGCUAGUUCGAGUUCUGCACUUGUAUGUCUAUUCCAGUCAGGCUUUAUUCUCAUGGCGUGAUUCUAAAAUAGAAAAAACAAGCUAGUGACCUUAUCUGGUAAUGACGUAUAGAUGACAAAGUUAGGAAAGUGCUACAAGAUUUGUUCAGCGGUAAUAUUAUGCCGUUGUAAUUACGAAAUAAGUAUUCAGACACUAUUCAUACAAACAUAUAUAUAUGUAUAUAUAAGUAAGUAUAAGCAUAAUAUUAGGUAUAAUGCUUUAGUGGGAAGCCUGCUUAGACGGAAGAAGACUUGCCACCAUUCUUCUCGACUUUGGAACAUAACAAUCUCGCAUCGAUGCGAACAUUUCUUGUGUUGAAAAUAAUUUUAAAAAAUUCUGAAAAUAAUAACCAUUAUUUUGGAAAUAAAGUUGUGUCAAUACCUCUUUGAAAAUAAAAGAAAUAAGAAUGAUAUGUAUAAAUUUUAGAUUAUAAUAUUAUUUAUUUGUUAUUUACUACCUAGAUUGACACGUAAUUGACGACACGAAGAACUAAUGUAAAUUUAAGGUCUUUACAGUUCAUUAUUAUUAAUAACUUUAUACCAUCAUCAUCAUCAUCAUCAUCAUCAUCAUCGUCGUCGUCCAUAAUAUUCAUCAAUGUGAGUUUUCUCUCCGUAUCAGAUGUGUGUAAAAUCCGAAUCAGUGUUAUCAAUCUGCUAUUGUGGUUCGUGUGUAGCUGUUGAUGUACAGGUGUGUGUUUGUAAGUUCAGCACUCCUUGGUGGGUUGUGAAGUUAUGGUGUGGCGGAUGCAAGAGAGGCAUUAUUCUGACGUUCUGUCUGUUUUGGCUCAAACCUGAAGGAUUCACAAGUUAUCGCAGUUAAAACACGAAACACUUGUGACGAAGGUUACUCUAGAAAAGGUCAUAUCUGUAUAUAGUUCGACAACGCUAAACGUAAUCUAUUACGUUCACUGUGCCUUCUAUGAGUCCCAGGUAAUGUCCG